CGGGGGAGGGGCAGGAAAGAGGGCUAUAAGGGCCGCGGCCCAGGCGGGCGGGAGCCAGGCAGGCCAUGGCGGAUGUCCCCGGGGCGCAGCGAACGGCUCCCGGCGGGAGCGGCGGCGGCGGCCCGGAGCCCCGGGACCCCCUGGACUGCUGGGCCUGCGCUGUGCUGGUCACGGCCCAGAAUCUGCUGGUGGCUGCCUUCAACCUCCUCCUGCUGGCGCUGGUGCUGGGGACCAUCCUGCUACCCGCUGUCACCAUGCUAGGCUUCGGCUUCCUCUGCCACUCCCAGUUCCUGCGCUCCCAGGCCCCCCCUUGCACCGCGCACCUGCGGGACCCGGGCUUCACGGCCCUGCUGGUCACCGGAUUCCUGCUCCUCGUGCCGCUGCUCGUGCUGGCCCUGGCCAGCUACCGCCGCCUUUGCCUGCGCCUCCGCCUGGCCGACUGCCUCGUGCCCUACAGCCGAGCCCUCUACCGGCGCCGGCGCGCCCCGCUGCCGCGGCAAACCCGGGCCUCACCGGGGUCCCAGGCCGCUCCCACAUCAGGAAAGGUCUGGGUCUGAGGACCCUCGAGUCAAAAACCACCCUGACGACUGCCCCCACUCCCAGUCGGCCCGAGGACUUGAAGCCCGGGGGUCUCCCGACCUACCCCGCCCCCGCCGAAGCCAGGGUCCAGCAUCCCCUCGGGGGAACCGAAGCAUCCGUGGACCAAAGCUGGCGGAAACCCACCACACCCCGGAAAACCCACUUUCCUCCUCCUACCUAGAUCUGAAUCCUGGACAUCUGGGCUGGACCCUGCAGACACCCCCACCACUCGAUCCUCCCCUCCCCCUCCCUCAGGACAACCGAACCGCGUGUCCUCCUUUCCUGGUGCAGCUCCUCUAGUAUUUACGGGCUGGGGGGGGGGGGGGGGCGCGAGGUUGGAGAAGAAGGAGUGACCACACAUCAAUAAAGAAUGAACUGAAUGCGUUUCCUGGAAUCCUGUGAACAGAGGGAUGGCACAAUUCCUGUCACGCCUGCCCUGUGCCCAGGAGCAGGAAACAACACUGGGCGGAGGGGCGGGGGCGCGAGAGCGCAUCCUUCGGCCGCCCGGGGGCUUUCCCUUAUCGCGGUAGCCCGUUCUUCCUGGCCAGACCCUAGAGCUCUGUCCCUGACCCUAAAGUCACCUCCCCCCUCAACAGAGUGGAGAGGGCCCGGCCUCUGUCGCCUGCCCUGCUCCCCUUGGGGACCCGAGCCCGUUCUCUGACCCCAGCUUGGAGGAACUCGGUGUUGCCAGGCCGGGGAGGGAAACAAUGGGCCUUCCGGAGCAGGAUGACACCCCCUCCGGCUACAAUUCUGGAGCAGCAGCGUGGGAGGGAAGAU
Molecule: messenger RNA, 1356 nt
Organism: Zalophus californianus (California sea lion)
Lineage: Eukaryota; Metazoa; Chordata; Mammalia; Carnivora; Otariidae
Gene: TMEM88
Product: transmembrane protein 88
Exons: 2
Coding region: 66-557 (163 amino acids)
Biological process (GO): negative regulation of canonical Wnt signaling pathway
Cellular component (GO): plasma membrane
Molecular function (GO): PDZ domain binding
Source: RefSeq, a predicted model, not a curated record